ACGGUUCGCAAGUCCCGAUGGGAGGCACGCAAUUAGCGAUUGAAUAUGACCGUGAAAAUGGUAUAUAUCUACCGGGUGAACUUGUGUCAGGGAGAAUUGUGGCAGAUUUUUCGUCACCGAAAGAGAUCAGAGGACUCCGAGUGAAGGUCGUUGGGGAGGCGAAAGUGAGAUGGACUGUAAAGCGAGGGAAGUCGCGGACAGUGUACCGCGGUGAGGAGAAUUACUUCUCCUCGCUGUUCCACUUGAUAGGAAGUGAUUCCGGUCCAACCAUCGAGCUUCCAGCCGGUCACCUGGUUUAUCCGUUUAGUAUUCAACUACCGAUGGGGCUACCUAACAGCUUUGAGCAUAAGAUUGGUCACAUACGGUAUACGAUCAAGGCCACUUUUGACAGGCCAUGGAAGUUCGAUCAUGAGGUCAAGGCUGCAUUCACAAUUGUUUCUGCCUAUAACUUAAACGAGAGACCGCAAGCUGCUCUGUCGAUCCACGGAAACAUGCAGAAGAGCUUUUGCUGCUUUUGUAUGGGCAAGGGAAAUUUAUCGGCAAUAAUAUCUAUUCCCUCGAGUGGAUUUGUGCCUGGUCAAAUCAUACCUGUUACUGUAGAAUGUGAAAAUAAUUCCACAGUCGAAGUGGAGCAGAUACAGGUUUCUUUGAGACAGAAGUUGAGAUUUGAAGCGAGCUCUCCGUAUCAUCGCUCCAAGAAAGUAGGAUCGAGUGUGAUAAAAUCGCAGUUCAAUGAACCGUUUGCUAACAAAUCCGAGGAGCCUGUUAUACUACCAUUGAAAGUUCCGGCGCUUCCUCCGUCCAAUCUUGAGUUCUGCGGGAUAAUCGACCUUGAUUACGUCUUGAGAGUAACGAUGUCUUUCUCCGGGGUGCACUGCGACAUCCACGAAGACUUCCCCAUCCUUAUUGGAACAGUUCCACUGUACGGGUCCUUCGACAUGUACAGCCCAAACGUCCGGGUGACCCCAUCACCUAGUGCACCACCCCUACAAAACCCUGCAGAUUUUACAAAUACGUCUUUCCCUGGUCACUCACAACCUAGUGACACACCGUCGCCUCCGUAUCCAAGUCAGGGUGAUCCACGCGAUUUACCUCCACCUUCUUAUGAACAGUGCAUGUAUGGUGCCCAAUCUAUCAAGGACACGGAGGAGUCCGAUUAUGUUCAGGCCGUUCCAUAUGCUCCGCGAUAUCCUGUGUACAACUACGACGCCGCUAACACAGCUUCUAGUGCUCCCAUCCGCGAAAAGCAGUGAAUGCAGAUGAACGCCCUUAAAGACAAAGUACCAAUCACUACACUAAGAUACUCUUGGGAACUACUCCGAACCAUUGCAUUUCGAUUAAAUCGUCAUCAGUUUCCAAGAAAAUUUUCGUGCUUUCAUUAGUUUUUUUCUUUAAGGGUGACGUUAUUCGCCGUUGACAAUUUCUUAAGUGCCUUGUGACGCACUUACAGAAAGUCUACAUAUUAUGUAUUUUUAAGACUAGUGUACGUAGCUUCAAAACUCUAUGUGAGUUACUUGUUGCAAUGUGUCGACGUAUAACUAAUUCACACUGCCUGUAACGAGUGCGAAGUUACUGAGCGCACAUUUGUUUCGAAUGUUACAAUCAAGAGACUUGACUGAAAAUAUAGAUAUCAACUGUACUGGCCCGAGAGCGCAGUCGCUUCAGUUUGGCAGGUUGCGUCAAAACGACCAACACUCGGUGUCGUUGCAACGACAUAUUGUUAUUUACACGGUGAGAAUUUUAUAGUAACGGCAACUAAAGUUACAGUUACGGUUACCAAAGAAACAUAGUAAAUAAGUGACAAUUAUGCCAUUUUGGUGCUCUAGAAUAUGUAAGCAUAGUAACGAUUACUAUGAUCACUCAGUAGCCACUUCAGUGGCACAUUGUAGCUAAUAACAUAUUCACGUAGUAGCGGCUACCAUAUUGACAUAAUUUCCAAAACUUUGCACAUAUUCUUGACAACAAUAAUACCGUUUACCAUGCUGUGAAUGAAUAAUCUCUGAGAUAACGACGAAAGCAUUAGAAAAGUGAGCCAGUGGUCGUUUAUGUCGACCUACUUCUUCGUACCACGUACGACCACGUACGAGUUCGGCAACUGUUAACAAUCGUCUCGAAAUUUUGUAAAGUAUCGGUCGAAUGCGAUGACACUGAAGGAUCCAGAAAAAUUGAAGUGUUUCUUACUUAAUUUUUUCGUUAAGAACGUGGCAAAGUUUCGUGGCGGAUGCACUGUAGUAUGUAGUUUGACAAGAUUCCAGACGACAUCAAGCCCAGAGCCUUGCCCGGAGCACACGAAAUCGUGCAGUAAGUUGCGUGCCGUCGCAUCGCACACACGAGCCGGAGACUCGCCCUACACGACUGCAUCGCCGUGACCUGUUGCCGCUGUGCGUUGGUGCACGGAUCACUCGUUUUCCGCUGUGUUCGCGACGGCCACGGCUUACUGCAUUUCGAGUGCUCACUGCUCCGGGCUUCGUACUUCGGUCCGUCUCGUCACGAACGACGCUGGAAUCCGCGUGCACGAAUCUCAAGUUCCGCAAUAGAUGAGGGGUGAAGUUUGAAAUUCCGAUUCAGUGGCUUUGUGUUUAUUCACGAAAAUGACUGGAACAAAAAUUUUAUAUAAUAAAAUACAAAGAAUGUGUUUAUUGUUAAUUGAUGUUCAUCGAUCAAUGAAAAUGUAAUUUAGGAAAAAUAAAAAAACUGGCAAGCCUCGAACCCGGGCCGCCAGCGUGCCAAGUCCCACUU
Messenger RNA from Neodiprion virginianus, 2739 nucleotides. Its product is annotated as arrestin domain-containing protein 17-like. The transcript is spliced from 7 exons. Gene Ontology annotation, biological process: protein transport. Gene Ontology annotation, cellular component: cytoplasm. The record is from RefSeq and is a predicted model, not a curated record. Bases 18 to 1253 code for a protein of 411 amino acids. NCBI's taxonomy places the organism in Eukaryota, Metazoa, Arthropoda, Insecta, Hymenoptera, Diprionidae.